AUGACAAAUUGGACUUUUGAUCUGGAGGCCCCCGAGCCAAAUGAUGGAAAUCCUGGUAAUGGUACAUAUGAAGUCGAAGAGGAGCUUGACAGAGGCAUGCACCAACCACCUCAAGAGCACGCUGCAGAGACCUCCUCCCGAGGACAACGAAGAAGCGAACGAAGACCCGCCUCCAUGGAAAACAUCUACGCCGAGAUGUUGAGACACAAUCAAAUAAUGGAAGACCGCCAAACAGAAAUGAUGCAAGCGUUUGUGGAUGAAGCCACUCACAAGUUCAACGAACAUGCUCCUACUAUUGUUAAGAAGCUUACGAACAAAACCAAAACUUUGAUUCGGAAAGUGACAUAUGAAGCAUUGAAAGCUGUGAAUGUGGCUCAAUUUGAAGGGCCACGAGAAUUUGUGGAAUAUGUUGCUACAGAAUCUAAGAAUUUGUUGCUAAUCAAUUCAAUGAAGUUGUGGGAUGGACUCAACCAAUUUCCAUCUUUCCAUGCAGCUACAAAAAUGGUGAUUCCCACCUCCGCUCACUGGUCUAAGAAAUACAACCAUAUAAUCAAGGCCAUGGAUGAAAAGGUCUAUAAGUUUGUUGGUGAUUUGCCUUUGAUACAUAUUGAUGAUAUAUCUAAAGCAUUUAAGUAA
Molecule: messenger RNA, 636 nt
Organism: Lathyrus oleraceus (garden pea)
Lineage: Eukaryota; Viridiplantae; Streptophyta; Magnoliopsida; Fabales; Fabaceae
Product: REF/SRPP-like protein At1g67360
Exons: 2
Coding region: 1-636 (211 amino acids)
Source: RefSeq, a predicted model, not a curated record